AUGGCAGCAAUGAACCUCAACAAUAUGCCUAUCAUCAAGCUCAUCUCCUCGGACACCCUAGACCCAGCUGUACGUCUGUUUCCUGGGGUGGUGGAGCUUUUGCGUUUCGUCCCACCCCAGGCUGACUUUGUCGCUGCUGUAAGUUACUUUAUUUGAAUCAUUGAGUGUAACACGUAUAAAUUGGUCUGAACGUACAGAAUAUAUUCUAACAAACAAUGCGAUCUCUUAGCCCGUUGUUCCUGCUGCCCUCGCUACCACUGCUGCUGCUGCCGCUCCAAAUGCGCAAAUGGCUCCAGUAGCAUCAUCUUCCGCUCCAGCCUCGCAAGCUGUUGUAUCUCCGCCCUCAAUGGGCAACGGAAGUGCUGCUGGAGCCCUGGUUUUGUCUGCGCCUGCUGCUGCUGCCCCAGUCGCCCAACGACCAGCCCGCCGCCGAGUCCAUAGACACCCACUUGAAGAAAAAAAGAGCACAAGCGUGUCAGGCGAUGACCGCCGUCGCUUGAGAGAGGCGUUCGCUCAGAACGAUCGUCCCACCAAGCAACAGCGUCUUGAUCUCGCGCGGCGCCUCCGGCUCAGAGAUAAUGUUGAACACGGCGCCAGUAUCAUCAGUGUACGCUCAAUUCUUCUGAAAAAAUUAAUCCCGGUCUCAAUAAUUCUCUAA
Molecule: messenger RNA, 658 nt
Organism: Hymenoscyphus albidus
Lineage: Eukaryota; Fungi; Ascomycota; Leotiomycetes; Helotiales; Helotiaceae
Source: the annotation of a GenBank genome assembly